Molecule: messenger RNA, 390 nt
Organism: Yamadazyma jaroonii
Lineage: Eukaryota; Fungi; Ascomycota; Pichiomycetes; Serinales; Debaryomycetaceae
Source: the annotation of a GenBank genome assembly
AUGAGUGCAAUUUCAGAUGCUAUUGGUGGUGCCGGUUCUUUAGCUGGUGAUAUUACAAGUGGUGCUGGUUCAUUAAUGGGAGGUGCUAGUUCAGCUGCCGAUUCUUUAACUGGUGGUGCCAGUUCAAUGAUGGAUGAAUCAAUGAUGGAUAUGAGUUCUGCUAUGAGUGAAGCUACCGGUUCUGCUGGUUCAAUGGCCGACGCUAGUGAAAGUGACAUGAGUGAUAUGAUUGAAAGUAUGACUGGUGGUUCAUCAGAAUCUGAUUCUUCUGAAAGUUCAUCUUCUGGUUCUUCAGGUUCUUCUGAAUCCGAUUCAGCAGGUGGUGAUGCCGGUUCUUUAUCUGCUCCAAUCUUAUGUGCUUUUGGUGCUGUUAUUCUCGGUUUAUUAUAG